Betta splendens (Siamese fighting fish) is the source of this 9830-nucleotide messenger RNA. Its product is annotated as unconventional myosin-IXAa-like. Gene Ontology annotation, molecular function: ATP binding; GTPase activator activity; microfilament motor activity. Gene Ontology annotation, biological process: intracellular signal transduction. Gene Ontology annotation, cellular component: myosin complex. Bases 16 to 7947 code for a protein of 2643 amino acids. The transcript has 45 exons. The record is from RefSeq and is a predicted model, not a curated record. Lineage: Eukaryota; Metazoa; Chordata; Actinopteri; Anabantiformes; Osphronemidae.
GCGAGUCCGCUGCGAAUGAGCGGCUCCCACUCGCAUCACCCGAAAACAAUUACUGUCGGGAGAGCCCUCCCUCACCCCUCCCCCCCCUGCGCUCACGCAUAUAUAGUUCCCUUCGCACGGCUCGCGCUGACGCGCAGCGCGGGUGCACGCGCGGCAGCCUUUGACUCGCCGCCGAUCGUGGACGGGAGGAAGAAGGAGAGCGAGCGCGGAGCGCAGAGGAGCUGCGGGAGGCGGCGACGUGACGUGACCGGAGCACUCGCAACAGGAGCUGCCGGGACUGCGACGCACAGAGACGCUGGGAAUUUACAGACAACGGGAUCCUGUUUGAGUCGAUCUGGAAGCGCGGAGGAGCCGGAUACGCGGCGCGGGCUGUUACGCACGACAGGGCUCCUCUGCGGUAAAGGCUCACUUCGCUUUGGACGGCUGGACGGCUCCUCCUCGCCAGAGAAGGGGCUUUUUCGCCGGGAGGGAGUGGAGGCGCCGUGGAGGAGUUGGGAUGUCCUGAGUCACCCCCACAGGCCCCGAGAGCCCCGCGCUGAUGGGACCCGCUGCGCCACCAUGAGCUCGCACGAUGGCGGCUGCGUCUACGCCAGCAGCGCCAACAUGGCCGCCGCCAGUGGCAGCAUGCGGCGGCGCCUGGAGGACCAGGAGUUCACCCUGCGCGUCUACCCGGGCGCCCUGGCCGAGGGCACCAUCUACUGCCCCGUCGCCGCCCGCAAGAACACCACGGCCGCCGAGGCCAUCGAGUGCCUCAUCGAGCGGCUGCACCUGGACAGAACCAAAUGCUACGUGCUGGCGGAGGUGAAGGAGUUUGGCGGCGAGGAGUGGAUCCUGAACCCGGGCGACUGCCCCGUUCAGCGGAUGAUGCUGUGGCCGCGCAGCGCCCUGGAGAACCGCGGCGGCCUGGGCAGCGGCGACGACUACCGCUUCCUGCUGCGGGAAAAGAACCUGGACGGGUCCAUCCACUACGGCGGGAGCCUGCAGAUGUGGCUGCGGGUGACGGAGGAGCGCCGGCGCCUGGUGGAGCGGGGUUUCCUCCCCCAGCCGGCAGGGACUGACCCCCCGUCGGACCUCUGCGCGCUCCCAGAGCUGACGGAGCGCGCUCUUCUGGAAAGCCUCCGCGCACGUUUCCGCCAGGAGAAGAUCUACACCUAUGUGGGGAGUAUUCUCAUAGUGAUUAACCCCUUCCAGUUCCUGCCCAUCUAUAAUCCCAAAUAUGUCAAAUUGUACGACAACCACACUCUGGGGAAGCUGGAACCCCACAUUUAUGCCGUGGCCGACGUGGCCUAUCACGCCAUGCUGCAGCGACGGAGGAACCAGUGCAUCGUCAUAUCCGGUGAGAGCGGAUCUGGGAAGACGCAGAGCACCAACUUCCUCAUCCAUCACCUGACUGCGCUCAGCCAGAAGGGAUUCGCCAGCGGCGUGGAGCAGAUCAUUCUGGGGGCGGGGCCCGUGUUGGAGGCCUUUGGGAACGCCAAGACAGCCCACAACAACAACUCCAGCCGCUUCGGCAAGUUCAUCCAGGUGAACUACCAGGAGAGCGGCACCGUCAGGGGAGCGUACGUGGAGAAGUACCUGCUGGAGAAGUCUCGCCUGGUCUAUCAGGAACACAACGAGAGGAACUACCACGUGUUCUACUACCUGCUGGCUGGAGCCAGUGAAGAGGAGAGGAAGUCCUUCCACCUGCUCCAACCUGAGGAGUACCACUACCUCAAUCAGAUGACAAAGAAAUCACACAAACUCCCCUGGGACAAUUACUAUGAGAGCGAGCUGCAGGACUGCUUCACAGUGGAGGGAGAGGAUCUGAAACAUGACUUUGAGCGUCUGCAGCUGGCGAUGGAGAUGGUCGGCUUCCUGCCUGCCACACGCAAACAGAUCUUCUCGCUGCUGUCAGCGAUCCUGCACCUGGGGAACAUCCGCUACAAGAAGAAGACCUACCGGGACGAUUCCAUCGACAUCUGCAACCCCGAGGCGCUGCCCAUCGUGUCGGAGCUGCUGGAGGUUAAAGAGGAGAUGCUGCUUGAAGCUCUGACGACCAGGAAGACUGUGACCGUCGGCGAGAGGCUCAUCGUGCCCUAUAAACUGGCCGAGGCGGGCACAGUCAGAGACUCCAUGGCCAAGUCCCUGUACAGCGCGCUGUUCGACUGGAUCGUGUUCCGGACCAACCACGCCUUGCUGAACAACAAGGACCUGGAGGACAAGUCAAAGAUCCUGUCCAUAGGAGUCCUGGACAUCUUCGGCUUUGAGGAUUAUGAGAACAACAGCUUUGAGCAGUUCUGCAUCAACUUUGCCAACGAGCGGCUCCAGCACUACUUCAACCAGCACAUCUUCAAACUGGAACAGGAGGAGUACAGGGCCGAGGGCAUCACCUGGCACAACAUCGACUACAGCGACAACAGCGGCUGCAUCAACCUCAUCAGCAAGAAGCCCACCGCUCUGUUCCACCUGCUGGACGAGGAGUGCAAUUUCCCCCAGGCCUCCAAUCAGACAUUACUGGACAAGUUCAAGCGCCAGCAUGAGGGAAACAGCUACAUCGAGUUCCCUGCUGUCAUGGAGCCGGCGUUCAUCAUCAGCCACUACGCCGGCAAAGUCAAGUACGGCGUCAAGGACUUCAGGGAGAAGAACACCGACCACAUGCGGCCCGACGUCGUGGCCUUACUGAAGAGCAGCAAGAACGCCUUCAUCUGUGGCCUGAUGGGUAUCGACCCUGUGGCGACUUUCCGCUGGGCUGUACUGCGAGCCUACUUUCGAGCCAUGGUGGCGUUCAGGGAGGCCGGCCGCAGACACACCCACAAGAAGACUGGGAAUGAUGCAGCAGUUCCCUGUGCUGUUGUCAAAUCUGUCGACAGCUUCAGUUUCCUCCACCACCCAGUUCACCAGAGGAGCCUUGAGAUCCUUCAAAGAUGCAAAGAUGAGAAAUACAGUAUCACUAGGAAAAAUCCCAGGACGCCUUUGUCAGACCUUCAAGGCACCAACGCCCUGAAUGAAAAAGCCAGCUGGGAUGGCUAUGGUGCAUGUAAUGGUCGCAGCUCCAGGUCGGGCCGUCUCUCCUCCAUGGGAAGUCCCGCCUUGGAAGAAGACGGGAUCUUCCUCAACUCAAGCAACAGCAAGCUCUUAGAAAGAGCUCAGGGCAUCCUACUGAGGAACAGGAACUGCAAAAGCAAACCAACCCUCCCUAAGCACUUAUUGGACGUGAAGUCUUUGCGCCACCUGAGCAGCGUGACGCUCCACGACCGCAUCACCAAGUCUCUGCUUCACCUGCACAAGAAGAAGAAACCGCCCAGCAUCAGUGCACAGUUCCAGGCUUCCCUCAAUAAACUGAUGGAGACUCUGGAUCAGUCGGAGCCAUACUUUGUCAAGUGUAUCCGAUCCAAUGCUGAGAAGCUGCCGUUGCGGUUCAACGACAGCCUGGUGCUCAGACAGCUCAGAUACACGGGGAUGCUGGAAACCGUGCGCAUCCGCCAGUCAGGAUACAGCAUCAAGUACACCUUCCAGGAUUUCGUGCGUCACUUUCAUGUGCUGCUGCCUCGAGGCACCAGUCCCACCAAAUCAGGCAUCAGGGAGUUUUUCAGGCGGAUCCACCUGCCGCCCGCCGGGUAUCAAGUGGGGAACACAAUGGUGUUCCUGCGGGAGGUGGAGCGUCAGCGGCUGCAGAGCCUGCUCCAUCAGGAAGUCCUGAGGCGGAUCGUCACGCUGCAGCGCCGCUUCAGGGCCGUGCUACAGAGGAAGCACUUCGUCAACAUGAGGCUGUCGGCCCGCGUCAUCCAGCGGUGGUGGCGAUGCCGCCUCCUCAGACAGUCCACCAUCGACUCGGGCAUCGAAGAGGGGGCUGUGGUUUGCCUGCAGGCGGCCUGGAGGAGCUACAGGGAGCGCAGGAGGUUCCUGCAGUGGCGAGACUCUGCCGUCAUCAUACAGAGGAGCUGGAGGAAGUGCCGCCAUCGCAGGUCUUUGGCAGCGCUGACGCUUCAGACGGCCUGGAGAGGAUUCAGGGACAGGAAGCGCUACCGUCAAACACACUGGGCCGUGAAGCAGCUGCAAGCGAGGGGCAGGGGUUUCCUGGCUCGACUCAGGUUCAGAGACUUUAAGGAGCAGCAUGAACGACAGCAGCUGAGUGUAUCAGCAGACAUGGAGCCAGGAACCACUAAGGACCUGAGCUCGUCAGGACAGGACACGGCUGCAGAACCUUCCCACGACUCCAGGGCUGUGUCAUCUGGUGUGGGAGAGACAGAAAGAGAAGACUCGAAUAGAAGUAGGAGCACAGAUGAGACGAGCCAUAAGCACCGGUCAAAGCGAGAGAGCAGACGGAUGAGAGAGCUGGAGCAGGCACAGUUUAGCCUAGAGCUUCUGAAGGUCCGGACCACCAGCGUGGGGGGGCACUCGGUCCCCGGUAGCAGCACCUCUCAACUGGGCGACGAUCACAGACAUUCACCUCAGGGCUCCCCCACCAGUCAUGGAAGUUUUGAGUUUCUCAGCAUGGAGGACAUGGACACUGAAGGUUCUGGAGGGUUUGGUUCUCAAACAGCGGCACCUCACGAAGAACCGCAGUUGGUAGAUGUUCAACUACAUGAGGGGCUGAGAGAUUCAAACCAUAAUGAAAAGCCAGUGAAGGAGGCUCCCAGGGCAACCUUCUAUAUCGCUUCUGACCAAAGUCCAGUUCAUGAACCAAGAUCGGAAAGCCCCAGAAAAUCCUACAAAGAAAGAAGGGAGUCCACGUCUCGGAGGCCUGUGGUGGUUUUAAUCAGCAUGCAGAAGGAGAGCCCUGUGGAGGAAGGGGAGCUGCUGGCAGCCCAAAUCCUAGGAAAGGCCUCUCAAACAGGAGCAGCAGCAUCCAGUUCUCAAAUCACCCCCAUUGUGGGUUUGGAGGUGGGGCCACAAAUGGAGCAGCCUCCUGGGAUUUCCACACAGAAAGACGACAGGUCAUCGAAAGUCCCCCCUUCAUCCAUUCACGAGUCAAGUCCAGAGGUAUCAGGGAUUUGCUCCUCAGAGGUCGACAUCCAGAUCGUCCUGGAGCCCAAGCCUGCUGUCGUCCCUGUUCAGCAGGAGAAGAAGCCGAUCCGGCCAACGCAGGCGGCUCCCAGCCCGGUCCUGGAUACGAAACCACCAAAAGCCCAGAAGAAGAGCUCAGGCCAGACUGUGAUUGUGAACAUGGUGGAGAAACCCUCCAGUCCUCCUGUGUUCUCUCCUCCCAGACGCAAGCUGCCAUUUUCCAAGUCAGACAAGGACUUGGUGAACCAGGAAAGAUCUUUGUCUAUGUACAGGGACGACUCCAAAUCUGGUGGAUCCAAAAACAGAGAGGUGGGCCGCCCCGGCCCUAAAAAGAAAGCUCGAAUGUCCCGGACGCGCUCCGACUUCCUCACCCGCUGUAACUCUGAGGGGGCGACGCAGUCAGACGACGACGAUGAAUACUACGUCCCCGCCCACUCCCGCACGCUGCCCCCCUCCCUGACUCCCCCACGUGCCCAUCCCGAGGCUGACUGUCACAGUGACUCAGAAAUGUCUUCCCACAAAGAUACAAAGAAAAUCCAUAAAACCAUGUCGUCAGGGGAUCUGGGCAAGGUGGAAAUCCUCAGGAAGACCCCAAGUCAGGAUGGCAGCAGGAUGAGAGGGAAGAUGCGUUUCUGGAGUAAGACAAAACACAGCGAGAAAAAAUUGUCGAGAGAGAAGCAGACGAGCAGGAGUGAAGCAGGAGACAGAGCUGAAGAUGGUUCGUCUCCUUCUCACAGUCCAGACUUGGAGGCGGCUUCUUCGCGGGGGGUCAGGGACAGUAAGGAGAACAAGGAGCCCUCUCCAAAGAUGAGGAGGCGCCGCAGUGUGAAGAUCAGCAGCAUAACUCUGGAGCCCGCUCAGUGGCAGAGCGACGGCCUGCACAUCCUCUCCUCAGCGCAUGACUACCGCAGCAUGAACGACUUCCUCAUCAAGAAGAUCGCUGACCUGGACUCUGAGGACGGUAAGAAGGACACUAUGGUGGACGUGGUCUUCAAGAAAGCGCUGAAGGAGUUCAGGAUCAACAUCUUCAACUCGUACUCGACUGCUCUGGCUAUGGAUGACGGGAAGAGCAUCCGUUACAAGGACCUGUACGCGCUGUUCGAACACAUCCUGGAGAAGACGAUGCGUCUGGAGCAGAGGGACUGGAGCGAGUCGCCCGUGAAAGUGUGGGUCAACACCUUCAAGGUGUUCCUGGACGAGUUCAUGACUGAGUACAAGCCCAUGGAGGGAACCAUUGGAAAGGCUCCGAAACGCGAGCGCAAGAAGUCCAGGAAGAAGGAAACCGACAUCGUUGAGGAGCACAACGGCCACAUCUUCAAGUCCACCCAGUACAGCAUCCCCACCUACUGCGAGUACUGCUCCUCCCUCAUCUGGAUGAUGGACCGAGCCUGCGUCUGCAAACUGUGUCGCUACGCCUGCCAUCGGAAGUGCUGCUCCAAGAUGACGACAAAGUGCUGUAAGAAGUACGAUCCGGAGCUGUCGUCUCGGCAGUUCGGUGUGGAGUUGUCCCGUCUGACCAGCGAGGAGCGGAUGGUGCCGCAGCUGGUGGAGAAACUCAUCAACUACAUCGAAAUGCACGGCCUGUACACGGAGGGCAUCUACAGGAAGUCUGGCUCCACCAAUAAGAUCAAAGAGCUUCGUCAGGGGCUGGACACAGAUGUGAGCAGCGUGAACCUGGACGACUACAACAUCCAUGUCAUCGCCAGCGUUCUCAAACAGUGGCUCCGCGACCUGCCCAGCCCUCUCAUGACCUUUGAACUGUACGAGGAGUUCCUCAGGGCCAUGGGUCAACCGGACAAGCGCGAGGUGAUCCGAGGGGUGUACUCUGUGAUCGACCAGCUCAGCAGGACGCACCUCAGCACGCUGGAGCGGCUCAUCUUCCACCUGGUUAGGAUCGCCCUGCAGGAGGAGACCAACAGAAUGUCGGCCAACGCCCUCGCCAUCGUCUUUGCUCCCUGCGUCCUCCGCUGCCCGGACUCCAUCGACCCGCUGCAGAGCGUCCAAGACAUCAGCAAGACCACCGCGUGCGUGGAGCUGAUCAUCAACGAGCAGAUGGGCAAAUACAAGGCUCGUCUGAAGGACAUCAGCAGCCUGGAGUUUGCAGAGACCAAAGCCAAGAGCAGACUGACCCACAUCAGGAGGUCCAUGAAACCUGUACUAAUUGCUGUUAGGUUUAUGAGCAUAAGCCGCUGUGCCACCCCGCCUAACACAGCUAAACUUAAGGGCAAAAGUCGCGUUCGUCCGAGCGGCAGCCACGCGUCCUCGCCCCCGCUCAGCCCCAAAGCGCCCCCCGUGGUGGACGGAGAGAGCGCGGCGGGAGCAGGAGCAGGAGAGGACGCGGCGGAGGGCGGCCCCAACGAGCAGCAGCAGCUGGCGAUGCAGCAGGAGGAGCGCAUCCUCACGGAGCAGAUCGAGAGUCUGCAGAAGGAGAAGGAGGAGCUGACAUAUGAGAUGCUCAUCCUGGAGCCGCGGGCGUCCGACGAUGAGACGCCCGAGUCCGAGGCCUCCAUCGGCACCGCCGACAGCUCGGAAAACAUCACCAUGGAGCUGGAGGGGGCGACCUGCGACCCCUCCGAUCAUGGCACCGGUCGCUCCAGGAAGUCGGACCAGAGCAGGCGGCCUCUCAGACGCCAGCCCGACUCCCAGGACUCCGCAGACUCCGCCUCCAGCGUCUCCUCCUCCUGCCACCCCUCCUCCUCCUUCUCCCCCAACGCCUCCGGCUCUCCGUCGCCCCACUACCGCUUUCGCUCCUCCUCCUCCGGGCCUCUGCUGACCUCCUGCGGGCUGGGGGCCCCGCUGGCCGAGGCCGAGGGCGGCCCCAGAGCCGGCAAGACGCGGCACCGGCUCCGGCUGAGCCGCAGCUCGCCGCGCGAGCCCUCGGGCGGCCACCGCAGGGAUUCGGACUUCAGCUCAGGGCCGCAGCCGCUGGUUCUGUACGGCAGCAACGAGUUCAUGGUGUGAAGCAGAGGAGGGAAGGAGCCCAGUCUGCAGAACACAGAGGAGGGAGUGCACACCCCCCUCCUCCCCCGAGCAGUCGAACCCGGACUGACGUCGGACCCCCGCUGGAGCAUCGGGGGCCGCUAGGGAAGGAACGGAGGCCCGGCAGAACCCACCCACGCCUGCAAAGCCUCAUUUCACAGCGCUCGUCUCUAUGUUUCAGCAUGUGGGCAGUCGGGUGAAGCCACCCAGAAGAAAUGUAGCCAUACAGAGCGAUAGCAGACGAAGCAGCGCCGAGCUACGUCUGCUUUCCACGUUUACACAGGACACCAGCCAAGAGCCUGCAUGCUUCUCCGUCACACUGUUUCCUAUCAGUCUGUAGAAACUGUACAGAAAUGUGUAUUAUUAUUAUUAUUAUUAUUACAGAUGAAGACAUGUACAUAGAAACUCCAGUGCUGCUCGUGGGUCCUUCUCCUUUCAGUCGGUCUCCUUUUGCAGUGAAGUUCCACUUUUGUUUCUCUGUUGGUUUUGCUUUACGCUCCCUUAAGUUUCCGUCUUCUCACAAAGAGCGGGGCCCGUUUCGAGCGUCCUGGGGAACAGAAACUGAAGGAGAGCAGCGGCGCUGGGCUGCGUGCUGGGUUCCACGCGCACCGUACGCGGCCCGCGCUCACGGCGCCGGCGGCCGCCAGCGUUUCCGUCUGUGCUUUUCAUGCGUUUCAUUCAGAGACAUCAGUGUUACUACGCCACGACUUGAAUUUUUUUAAUAUAUAUUAUUGCUGUAUUAAAGGUGUUAUUAUUAUUAUCAACUUGUUUUCGGUGUUGAUAUUGAAUUAUGGUUUCUUCGUGCUGAAAGCCAUUUUAUUCUGCGCGCGUGCACACGCCUGAACGAAUGAACCCUCACUGCCACCGCGUCGCGUGCCGUCGUCUCCACUCACACAUACACCAGUGUUUCCCCUCAUUGGAAAAGUGAAACGGUUGUGACUUGUAACGGCCUCGGUGGAUCCGUGGGGGAACCUCCACCCGUCCACUGUGGGAGCGUCCACGUCCUGCCAGUCACCCGUUCCACAGUAGCUCCGCCUCCUCGCUCCUGCCUCUGUCUGUAACAAGUAGCAUUUGACCUGUAAACACACGUAGCAGCUCACGUCCACAUCUUUCCACAUGAUCCUGUCCUCCUUCUGUCUCUGUCCAGUGUGAAGAUUCACUUUCCUGGUUUUACUCAGUAGCUUUACAGCAAUGAUGUCGCCGUAAUAAAGCUGCAAUAUCUCCCCUCGCUCGCUGCGUCCGAUGACUUUCGGGACACAGUCAGUGUCAGUCCUGAUUUUCCCUGAAGCUGGAGGUCUCUCUCUUUAAGGACUGUGCUGAUCUCUGUGUUGUCUUUCUUCCACUCAGAGAUGAGCUGAAAGGAUGUGACUAAUUCCUGGUGAAAUGUCGUUCAGGGGAUGUUUAAAGGGACACGUCUAUGUGGCAAAAACAAAAAAAACACACAAAAAAACGUGAAUGUACCUGUCACUGGAAGGCAUGCUGUGCUUUCUCUGGUUGUUUCUGUUCCUCUUUUAUACACAGCGUAUGUACUAUUUAUGAUCAUGCAUUUGGAGUGUACAUUGGUUUAAAAGAUCCGUUAUAAAUGUGUUUAUUAAAGGAUAUAUUAUCCUGCGUACGGUUCAUUAUCUACUACUAAUCAUGGCAGUGUUCCAACAGGCCACUCUCAGUCUGUCAUGUUGUGCUACCAGCCAGAAAAGAAAAUGUGCAUCUUUUUGUUUGCAUCUGGACACAGUUAUGCAUAAGGUGCAUUUUGUGUUAUUUCUUUUUUUAUCGACACAAACAUGUCUAUGGUUGUAAGAAAAAAGGAUUUUACUGGGGGAAAUUCAUCUGCUUAAUAAAAAAGCAAAACUACAGGCAAAGAGAAA